Bipolaris oryzae ATCC 44560 is the source of this 987-nucleotide messenger RNA. RefSeq lists its product as uncharacterized. The record is from RefSeq and is a predicted model, not a curated record. Gene Ontology annotation, cellular component: mitochondrion. NCBI's taxonomy places the organism in Eukaryota, Fungi, Ascomycota, Dothideomycetes, Pleosporales, Pleosporaceae. Bases 1 to 987 code for a protein of 328 amino acids. The transcript has a single exon. Gene Ontology annotation, molecular function: 3-hydroxyisobutyrate dehydrogenase activity; NAD binding; NADP binding. Gene Ontology annotation, biological process: L-valine catabolic process.
AUGGGCUAUGCAAUGGCAUCCAACAUACGCCUCAAAAUGCCUUCAACCUCUACUCUCUACAUCAACGACAUCAACGCCUCGGCCUGCACACGCUUCAAGUCCGAAUACUCGAGCCACGGCCCCAUCGAAAUCAGCGCCUCAGCACGCGAAGCCGCCGAAAAAGCCAAAUACCUCAUUUCCAUAGUCCCCGACGGCUCAGACGUGAAGAAAGUCUAUCUAGACCCUGAAACCGGUGUCAUCGCCGCACGUAAGGACGCGGAAAGAAUAAUGUUAGAAUGCAGCACCAUCGAUGUGCAAACCACCAAAGAAGUCGGCGCAGCACUCCACCACGCAGGCCUAGGAACCUACAUCGACGCUCCCGUUUCCGGUGGCGUCCCCGCCGCCCGGGCAGGCACCUUGUCCCUCCUAAUCGGGCACCCUGCCCCAUCUUCUUCCUCCAACCCCGCCCUCUCCACCCGUCUCUCCAGUAUCUUAGCUAUGCUCGGCCCGUCUUCAAAAUCCUUCUACCUCUCCACCCUCGGCGCAGGCCUAACCGCCAAAAUCGCAAACAACUAUCUCUCCGGCACCAUCCUGCUCGCGACUGCCGAAGCCCUGGCGCUGGGAAUCUCGCACGGCCUCGACCCGUCCGCCCUCUACUCCGUCAUAAAAUCCAGCACGGGCCAGUCCUGGAUGUGCGAUCAUGUUAUGCCGGUGCCGAAUGUGCAGACCGAGUACUGGGUUCCGAGUAACAGCGGGUAUAGACCGGGGUUUAGGACGCAGAUGAUGGUGAAGGAUUUGGGGUUGGGGGUCCAGAGUGCGAGGCAGGUGGGGACCGGGUGUAGUAUGGCGGAGAGGGCGUUAGAGGUUUGGAAGGAGGCAGCGGAGGAUGAAAGGUGUAGGGAUAGGGAUGGGAGUAGUGUUUAUUUGUUUGUUGGUGGGAAGUUGCCGGAGGGGUAUGAGGAUAGAGGGGUGAGGAGGGAGGAUGGGACGUGGGAAUUUGGGGAGUAG